UUCCUCAUUUGGUGAUUGAGAAAAUGAAAAACGAAAGCUGCAGAAGUGUUCUUAUCAUGUGUUUUUUUUAUCAGCUAAACAUUGAAAAGUUUUUCAUGAAUUAAGGAAUAUAUAUGCUGUAUGCAGGUUUUUCCAACCUUGGAGGAUUUGGAGCUGUCCUCAAUCAACAUUCAGAGAAUCUGGCAUAAAAAACUUCUGGCAACACCUUCUUGUGCUCAAUAUUUAACAUGCUUAACUAUCGAGGGCUGUCACAAUUUAAACUGCCUAUUCUCGUCCUCAAUGAUGGAAAGUUUUGUGCAACUCAAGAGGCUUAACAUUGAGAAUUGUGAGAAUGUAGAAAAAGUAAUCUUGACAGAAGGAUUAGCCAAAGAAGAACUGAUGAGCCAAAAGUUGUUCUGUACACUAGAAUUCCUCUUGCUUAAAGGCCUUCCCAAACUGACGAGAUUCUGCCAUGGAAGUUACUUUGAAUUCCCCUUGUUGAGAAUUCUUAGGAUAGAGAGUUGUCUUACUUUAGAUACGUUUGUCUCUGAUGCAGAAGGAAACAACUCAGAGAUUGCCUCUCCAACUCUUUUCAAUGAAAAGGUGGCAUUCCCUUGCUUAAAGGAAUUGAGCAUCAUAGGUGUGGGAAACUGGAGAAAGAUAUGGCACAACGAGUCAACCAACUCCGUGAGGAUUCAUUUUGCAAAUUCCUAAAACUUCAGUAGUUGUUUGAUUGUAAAAGACUCGAAUACUUUUUUUCAUUUAAGUUUGUGAGACACUUAAGGCUCAAUCAUGUUCCUUCAAUUUAAGUGAGAAAUCAGAUGGUAAAUAAAAUUUUCACUUCCAUAACCUUCAUUUUUUUUUUCUCACACACUUCGUUGUUAACACCUUACCAAAUUCUGUAGGUUAAAAUCAACACAGCUCAGACCUGAAUUUUGAUGCAUACAUGUGUUAGGAUCUACCUUGAAUGCACCUGUCAGGAAUUUAAACAUAUUCAAAUGCACUUGCUUUACAGAGUAGAAUAUAGUGAUCAUGAAAACUUCAAACCAAGGUACAGCUGGUGUUCAUUAACUUAUAUCCAGAAUACAAGUAAUAAAUUUGAUGACCUAAGUCUGGAAUUUCCAGUAAAACAAUGGUUGUUAAUGACCUUAUAUGCCCCCAAGCUCUAAACCC
Molecule: messenger RNA, 1152 nt
Organism: Durio zibethinus
Lineage: Eukaryota; Viridiplantae; Streptophyta; Magnoliopsida; Malvales; Malvaceae
Source: RefSeq, a predicted model, not a curated record